CGCAGUGGACGCGCCGCGUGCGCAACCGCUCACGGUUAUUCGCGCGUUCCGAAAAUGAAUCGUGUAAAUUUACUCAUGAAAUUAGUGAUGCGCUCUUAACUGCCAGUGUUAUUGUGCUUUAAUGUGCGUGUUUUUUUUUAAAUUUUGAGUGUCGGCGAUGAGAGAUAUCAUCCUCACUGUGCUUUCGUUUGGUUUCGAUCUGUAAAAUCUGUUUGUGCUUGACGAUAACGUUGACAAAUUGGUGUCAAGUUGGAUGAGUGAUUUGUUGUGGAUUUCUGAACUGAUUGCACGCUAAUAACGGAGCACAGGAGGCGCGGUGUAAGGUAGCGUCCACACAUGUGUGCCAGAAAUGAUACCGAUUAUAGUGCGAGUGUGGUGCGAGAGCGGCACAGGCUGGGCACCCACUCACGUGCCGGUGACCCCGCAGACCACGUGCCAAGACGUGCUGGACUGCUGCCGAGAGCCAGGAGACGAGCCCUGUCUCCUGCUCAGCGUCCAUCCUCACCACGGAGUUCAUGUGCUGCGCGACACAGAGUUACCCUUAGAGGUGGCAUUGGCGUUAGGACCAGACGUGCAGUUCGUCCUCAAAUAUGUGGAUUCUGAGACGGGGAGUACGGAUAAGAGCAAUGGUAUGAAGGAACCGGGAUCACCUGAGGAAUUGUUGGGGGAAGGGGUGGAGUUGACCCUGGGUGAGCUGCGCGCGAUGGCGCUCCGUCAGCAACAGCAGAUAGACACGCAGCAUCAGUUGCUGUGCGCUAAAGAGCAGAGGCUGAGGUACCUGAAGCAGCAAGAAGCGAGACAACACCAGGUGGCCGUAGAAGGCGAGCGGUUACGGAGGCUACGAGAACGCGUAGAGGCGCAGGAGUUGAAGCUACGACGGCUACGAGCGCUACGCGGCCAGCUAGAUAGAAACAAGCAAGCGAAUAUCGCCCUAACAAGUGACCUUGAGUCUAUCAGGGCUCUCUUCAAUGAGAAAGAGAAGGAGCUAUCAGUGGCGGUGGCCAAGGUGGAAGAGCUGACGAGGCAGCUUGAGGAACUUAGGAGAGGUCGUGCGCAGCCCGCGCCGCCGUCUGCGCACGAGUUGGACAAGCUUAGGAGGGAGUUGAUGUACCGGAACAAGCUGAAUGAGCAACAAAACGGACGACUGUCAGCGCAGCGAGCAGCGCUAGGCGCGAGGCAGGAGGAGAUGAGAAGCAUCGACCGAAGAGUGUCGGAACUUCAGGCCAGGCUACUUCGGAAGAGAGCCCUCAAUAGACAACUAGCGGCGGCGCAUAGACACCCUCAGCAGCAACAACAGAGAACCAACAACCCGACACCCAUGCAACAGCUCUCAAACUACAACGGCAGCCAACCAAAGAACCAGCAAGCCAGAGGGAACGUCGCGGCGGUGGAGCCUUACAACCAUGUGCCUCAUGCGCAGAGCGUCAGUCAUAAUGCUAAUUUCCAGGCAAUGAAACAGAAUGUUAUACAAAACAAUGUGCCAUUAAAACAGCUCACUCAGAGUGACAACAUACAAGCUCAUUUGACACAACAAGAAGCCCAUUAUUUGCAGCAGAAGCAAAUGAUGAACCCGCUGUACAAUGGAUACCCACACAUACCACCUGGUGAAAACCAAUAUCAGAAUCAGUAUCCAAACAAACACGAGAAUAACGCUUUUAGUCACGUCCAACAGGGUAUCAGCAACGCUUAUGAUCAAAAAGGGAUGUUCGAUCACAUGAAAUAUCCAGAUUAUAAUAAACAACCACAAUAUAGUCCUAAUAGUACAAGCAGUUCGAACAGUAAUCAAACUGGUAAAGAGCUUAAAAUUAACGAACAGGAAUUCCUGCCAGAAUUUGCUGCAAGUAAAUCAGACCCUAAAUAUCAAACAUUGCCAUAUAACACCAAAUUCCCACAAAGUACAAAUGGAAAACUUAAAGCUGAAGUGAACGGAAAGACCAACGAUGAUAAAAACCCUAACAUAAAUAUAAAUCAUAUGACAGUACAUUCUACGCCACUCACGGUUGUGAACAAGAGUCUGGCGACACCUCUAAGUCAAACAGAAAUGACAUAUCCACAGGAACAAACAUAUCAGUUGCAGAAAUCAGACUCCUCGGGUAGAUGUAAUCAAGAGGGGAAAGAGAACCAAGCAUAUCUUCAGAAUUCUAGGCUAAGUCAGAGUAAUAGUCAUAGCACUGAUGGCUCGAAGAACAGUUCAAACAAAAACCAACAAGGUAACGCGAUAAAAGGCAGUUCUCCGAGUUUGGGAUCUAAUACAACAUCUACUAGCAGUUCUAUAGGUUUUGGGAAACCUGUAUCAAGUGUAGCACCCACAACGGUUCAGGUAGCAAGUGGCAAACCAUCACCCAUUUAUCAGACAUCAUCCACAAAGAUCCAACCGGUCCAACCGCAAACCGUUCAAACUCAAAGUAUCACUGCACCAUCAACCAUACAUGUAGCUAGUAACGUGGCAACUUCCCAACCCCAGAUCGUUAGAAACACGGCGUCAGGACUGUCGACCAGUGGAAGCAACUUCAGUGGACAGAAUACAUCACAAAGUAUUCUGCUGUCUCCACCACAAAGUGCCAGCACGCCACUAUCAACACCCGAUGUCAGCGGUACAGAUAAAUCACCUAAACCAGCCUUACCUCCGAAGCCUACAAUAAAGACACCACCGAGACAGUCAGUGAAUACUGAUGUAGGUUUCAACCAAAAUUCAGAAUCCACGCCUUCAACAGAAUCCGAUGAAACUCAGCAGAAUCAAAAAGAUUCCAACAAUAGUAGCAGCAACAAUGAAAUGAUCAUUAAAGCACGUCCACUUACAAUAAGAAAACCACCCAUGAGCGAGCAACCCAAACUACGAAAUCUAAAUACAGCUAAGAACGGAAUAAGCGUCAGUAUCAAUCGUCGUAUAGAGAUGCCACCAGCGUUUUUGUUCCCAGAAAUGGAUCGACUGACUCUAGAUUCCGUUCCUAGCGAAAUGCAGAACGGCCUAAAAGAUAAAACGAAGAAAGAUGAAGUAGAUAAGGCUCUAAAUAAUAACAUAUCGAUGGGUAGUGAAAAGGAUGAAGUGGGGGAUGUAGCUGAGCAGAUCAGUUCUGUCGAUUUGAACGGUCAGGAUUCUCAGGGCACUGAGAAUGUUUUGAGGCGGUCAAAGAAAGGCAAUUUGAAGCAAGGGGGUAAAGCACCGCUGGCCAGGCGCGUUAGUUUUGAUCCGCUUGCGCUGCUGCUUGACGCUAGUUUAGAGGGGGAAUUGGAGUUGGUCAAGAAAACAGCGACACAGGUGCAGAAUGCCAGCGCAGCAAACGACGAAGGAAUCACGGCCCUCCACAACGCCAUCUGUGCCGGCCAUUUCGAAAUUGUCAAAUUCCUUGUGGAGCUAGGCUGCGACGUGAACGCACAGGACUCCGACGGGUGGACUCCUCUGCAUUGCGCGGCUUCUUGCAACAACCUGCCGAUGGUUCGCUUCCUCGUUGACAACGGAGCUUGUAUAUUCGCAACGACGCUGUCUGACCACGAGACAGCGGCGGAGAAGUGCGAAGAGGACGAGGAAGGCUUCGACGGCUGCUCAGAGUACCUCUAUAGCGUACAAGAAAAGCUGGGCAUCAUGAACAACGGUUUAGUCUACGCCGUGUUUUCAUACACGGCUAGUAGAAGCGACGAGCUGUCAUUCAGUACGGGCGCCAGACUACACGUGCUGAGGAAGGGAGACGACAGCGAGCGGGAGUGGUGGUGGUGUCGCGAUGAUCAGGGACACGAGGGCUAUGUGCCCAGGAACUUGCUUGGGUUAUAUCCGAGGGUAACCACACAGCAGGAAUAAAGAAUCAAGAAGCUUACAUAUGACCUGAUAUCUUGUAAAUACUGUUAGCUCUUUUUAUUUUUUAUGUAUUUAUAUCACUGUAAUCUAAAGGACAUAGUGUUGUAUACAAUUUUAUCAGAUCGAAUAUUUUGUAAAUAUUUAAAUAAGUUCAAAACGAAUGAGAUUAUAUUGUACAUUUUAUAAAUACGCGAGUCAUAAUUAAAUAUUGGUCAUAGAGUUUGUAUAUUGUUCUUAGUAUGUCUGGAAUAUUGUGAGAUAUAACUCUAAACUGACAAUACAAAUAAAUCAUGAACUAUU
Amyelois transitella is the source of this 4093-nucleotide messenger RNA. RefSeq names its product apoptosis-stimulating of p53 protein 1 (gene ASPP). Bases 350 to 3796 code for a protein of 1148 amino acids. The transcript has 18 exons. Gene Ontology annotation, biological process: regulation of apoptotic process. Gene Ontology annotation, molecular function: p53 binding. The record is from RefSeq and is a predicted model, not a curated record. Gene Ontology annotation, cellular component: nucleus. NCBI's taxonomy places the organism in Eukaryota, Metazoa, Arthropoda, Insecta, Lepidoptera, Pyralidae.